Molecule: messenger RNA, 468 nt
Organism: Phragmites australis (common reed)
Lineage: Eukaryota; Viridiplantae; Streptophyta; Magnoliopsida; Poales; Poaceae
Exons: 1
Coding region: 1-468 (155 amino acids)
Source: RefSeq, a predicted model, not a curated record
AUGGCGAUGCAAGAGUUAGAGUUGCUAGCGGCGCAGUCGACAUCGAUUGAACCGCUCAUGAGGUGGAAACCCGAGAUGGAGGCGUUCAUGGCAGAAUUGAGGACAGAGAUGAGCAAUCUGCAGAAGCAAGUCAGACGGAUUGCGUGUAACCCGGUCUACAGUCCCACACUGGAACAACAUGAGCGGCUACUAAAGCAAGUCUUCGAGAUUCUGAUGGAGCAUCAACUUAAGGUUAAGCUGUCGACGUGUUUGUUUGUGCAAAAACAAUUGGUGUACUUGGGGCAUGUGAUUGGCGGAGGGAAGGUCGCCAUAGAUGAGAAGAACAUCCGCACGGUGAAGAAUCGGCCGGUGCCCACUUCGGUCAUAGAGGUGAGAGGGUUCCUAGGGCUUGUGGGCUAUUACUACAAGCUUGUGCAGCACUUCAGAGAGAUCAACUGCCCCCUUACUGAAUUGCUAAAGAAGAAUUGA